This is a messenger RNA of Alnus glutinosa, 771 nucleotides long. RefSeq names its product F-box protein CPR1-like. NCBI's taxonomy places the organism in Eukaryota, Viridiplantae, Streptophyta, Magnoliopsida, Fagales, Betulaceae. The record is from RefSeq and is a predicted model, not a curated record. The transcript is spliced from 2 exons. The coding region runs from base 1 to 771 and encodes 256 amino acids.
AUGGAAAACUCUGCUGGUUUCAUCAACUCUAUGCCUUUCUUGGCUGCUAUGGCCUUCAGGUACGACCUAAUUAAUGACUACUACAAAGUGAUUAGGGUUGUGCAGUUCUAUAGAAAUUUUGAUGAGAUAAGGGCCUUUGAAGUCAAGGUAUAUAGUCUGAGUACGCAUUCUUGGACGAGGGUUGAAGAGGAAUGGCCUAAAGAGUCCCGUCCUUAUUCGAGCUCGGCUUCCUUAAACGGUGCUUUCCAUUGGUUGGUUACUCUGAGUGGGCUCCCGAUCACCUCAUCCGCCCUUUUGGCUUUCGAUCUAGCCACCAAGAAGUUCAGGGAGUAUACGAUCCUAGUUCAAUUGGAUGAAGAUUCAGUGGUCGGUUUUGUGGUCUUGAGAGGAUGUAUAUGUAUUUGUACGAAUGUCUAUGUUACACUGAAAGAUGUUUGGGUGAUCAAGGAGUACGGGGUAGACAACACUUGGACUCGGCUUUACACCAUUAUUCUAGAUGCAGUGUCUUGGCCUCUUGAGUACUGUAAGCCUUUGGUGUGCUCCAAAGAUGGAAAGAAGGUUCUGAUGGAGCAGUAUGACGAGUGUCUCUUUUGGUAUGACAUAGAGGAGAGAAGGAGCAUGCGGGUUCUGCUUCUUCGUAUGUCUGAUUCGUUUGCGACGACCAUUUGUGUGGGAAGCUUUGUUCUUCUUGAGGUGAUAUCGAAUAAUAAUACACCAGAGCUUGAGGGCCUUAAUCUGUUGGUGGAAGCGAUGGAGAAAGUAGCAUUUUGA